Sorex araneus (European shrew) is the source of this 4642-nucleotide messenger RNA. RefSeq names its product signal transducer and activator of transcription 5B (gene STAT5B). The coding region runs from base 178 to 2541 and encodes 787 amino acids. The transcript is spliced from 19 exons. Gene Ontology annotation, biological process: cell surface receptor signaling pathway via JAK-STAT; cytokine-mediated signaling pathway; response to peptide hormone. NCBI's taxonomy places the organism in Eukaryota, Metazoa, Chordata, Mammalia, Eulipotyphla, Soricidae. The record is from RefSeq and is a predicted model, not a curated record. Gene Ontology annotation, molecular function: RNA polymerase II cis-regulatory region sequence-specific DNA binding; DNA-binding transcription factor activity, RNA polymerase II-specific.
CCCGCGGGCCCCGGCGGCGGGAGGAGAGAGUCGGCGGCCGCCCGAGCCGGCACCCCGGGCGGGGACCCAGCGCAGGCGACGACGCGCCGCGGCCCGGCUGAGCGAGCGAGCGAGCGAGCGAGCAAGGGGCGGCCGGGAGCGGCGGGCGCCGCGCAGGGCCGGGCGAGACCGUGGACCAUGGCCAUGUGGAUCCAGACGCAGCAGCUGACGGGCGAUGCGCUCCUCCAGAUGCAGGCGCUCUACGGCCAGCACUUCCCCAUCGAGGUGCGCCACUACUUAUCCCAGUGGAUCGAGAGCCAGGCAUGGGACUCAAUAGAUCUUGAUAAUCCACAGGAGAACAUUAAGGCCACCCAGCUCCUGGAGGGCCUGGUGCAGGAGCUGCAGAAGAAGGCGGAGCAUCAGGUGGGGGAAGAUGGGUUCCUGCUGAAGAUCAAGCUGGGCCACUAUGCCACGCAGAUGCAGAACACAUACGACCGCUGCCCCAUGGAGCUGGUGCGCUGCAUCCGCCACAUCCUCUACAAUGAGCAGAGGCUCAUCCGAGAAGCCAACAAUGGCACCUCGCCAGCCAGCAGCCUCGCCGAUGCCAUGUCCCAGAAACACCUGCAGAUCAACCAGACGUUCGAGGAGCUGCGGCUGGUGACGCAGGACACGGAGAAUGAGCUGAAGAAGCUGCAGCAGACGCAGGAGUAUUUCAUCAUCCAGUACCAGGAGAGCCUGAGGGUCCAGGCUCAGAGAGCCCAGCCGGGGCCGCUGAACCCGCAGGAGCGCCUGAGCCGGGACACGGCGCUGCAGCAGAAGCAGGUGUCCCUGGAGGCCUGGCUGCAGCGCGAGGCGCAGACGCUGCAGCAGUACCGCGUGGAGCUGGCCGAGAAGCACCAGAAAACGCUGCAGCUGCUGCGCAAGCAACAGACCAUCAUCCUGGACGACGAGCUGAUCCAGUGGAAGCGGCGGCAGCAGCUGGCGGGGAACGGGGGGCCCCCCGAGGGCAGCCUGGACGUGCUGCAGUCCUGGUGUGAGAAGCUGGCGGAGAUCAUCUGGCAGAACCGGCAGCAGAUCCGCAGGGCCGAGCACCUGUGCCAGCAGCUGCCCAUCGCGGGGCCGGUGGAGGAGAUGCUGGCAGAGGUCAACGCCACCAUCACGGACAUCAUCUCGGCCCUGGUCACCAGCACCUUCAUCAUCGAGAAGCAGCCCCCGCAGGUGCUGAAGACCCAGACCAAGUUUGCGGCCACCGUGCGGCUGCUGGUGGGUGGGAAGCUGAACGUGCACAUGAACCCGCCCCAGGUCAAGGCCACCAUCAUCAGCGAGCAGCAGGCCAAGGCGCUGCUCAAGAACGAGAACACCCGCAAUGACUACAGCGGGGAGAUCUUGAACAACUGCUGCGUGAUGGAGUACCACCAGGCCACCGGCACCCUCAGCGCCCACUUCCGCAACAUGUCCCUGAAACGCAUUAAGAGGUCUGACCGCCGUGGCGCAGAAUCAGUGACAGAAGAGAAGUUUACGAUCCUCUUUGAAUCUCAGUUCAGCGUUGGUGGCAAUGAGCUGGUCUUUCAAGUCAAGACCCUGUCUCUCCCCGUGGUGGUGAUCGUGCACGGCAGCCAGGACAACAACGCCACAGCCACUGUUCUCUGGGACAACGCAUUUGCAGAGCCGGGCAGGGUACCCUUCGCCGUGCCCGACAAAGUGCUGUGGCCGCAGCUCUGCGAGGCGCUCAACAUGAAGUUCAAGGCCGAGGUACAGAGCAACCGGGGCCUGACCAGCGAGAACCUGGUAUUCCUGGCACAGAAACUCUUCAACAGCAGCAGCGGCCACCUGGAGGACUACAGCGGCAUGUCCGUGUCCUGGUCCCAGUUCAACAGGGAGAACUUACCCGGACGGAAUUACACUUUCUGGCAGUGGUUUGAUGGCGUGAUGGAAGUGUUGAAAAAGCAUCUCAAGCCUCAUUGGAAUGACGGAGCUAUUUUGGGCUUUGUGAACAAGCAGCAGGCCCACGACCUGCUCAUCAACAAGCCCGACGGCACCUUCCUGCUGCGCUUCAGCGACUCGGAGAUCGGCGGCAUCACCAUCGCCUGGAAGUUCGACUCCCAGGAAAGGAUGUUUUGGAAUCUGAUGCCGUUCACCACCAGAGACUUCUCCAUCCGGUCCCUGGCCGAUCGCCUGGGAGACCUGAAUUAUCUCAUCUACGUGUUUCCGGAUCGGCCGAAGGAUGAAGUGUACUCCAAGUACUACACGCCAGUUCCGCGUGAGCCUCCCACUGCCAAAGCCGUGGACGGAUAUGUGAAGCCGCAGAUCAAGCAGGUGGUCCCUGAGUUCGUGAGCGCAUCUGCGGACACUGCAGGGAGCAGCGCCACCUACAUGGACCAGGCCCCCUCCCCCGUCGUGUGUUCCCAGACCCACUAUAACAUGUAUCCGCAGAACCCCGACCCUGUCCUGGACACCGACGGCGACUUUGAUCUGGAUGACACGAUGGACGUGGCGCGGCGCGUGGAGGAACUGUUGGGGCGGCCGAUGGACAGCCAGUGGAUCCCCCACGCGCAGUCGUGACCCCCCCCUGCUCCCCGCCGUCAGCUUCUGCGUCCUCGCCAAAGGAGGUCACUCGUGGCUGCCCGCGCUCCACGGGCCGCUUCUCUUUGGAAACAAUACUCAUAAUGUGAAGUGUUCAUACUCGUCGUGACUUUCGUGUCUGUGCGUGGUGGCCCCGUGGAGGGAGCGUGCGUGUGUGCGUGCGUGGCCGUCUGCGCCUUGCGUUUCUCCCCUUUGCCACCGCUGGAGUCCCACCACGAGCAGCAGCUGCUGCGGCUGUUUGAACCUUGAGCAGGAGGGGCUGUUUCGUCCCAGCCCCCCCGCCCCGCCCCAGUCCCAGCCCGGCCUUUCACCCGCGGUGGGAAGAAAAGCAAAGGGAGGAGAAAGUGGCUCCCCCGGCGCUGCCCGGUCGCUCAUCUGUAACCGUCAUCGUCUCCGCUUUUCUCGUGAUGUGUAGAAACUGCCUCUGACGGAGAAAGUCGGUCCUCCCCCGCCCCCGUUUUCCUGGGGAGCGCCCCGAGUCUGUCUGGUGGGGUCAGGAAGGUCCAGCGUUUCUGUCCGAAGGGUAGUUAGUGCCUUUUGAAGUGACGCUCUCGCCUCAGCUGCUCUCCCUCCUCCCCCUGCCCCUCCCCCGCCCCAUGGAGCAACCCCCGUGGAUCCUGUGUGCAGACGCCGUGGGUGGACUGCAGGGACAUAGAGGCCAGCUCGAGCCAGGCCCCCUCGUUGAUGUCCUUUGUCUGUGGACCGAGCGAGCAGCGGAGACUACUCAGCACGGAGCAUGUUUGCCCGUUGCCCGGGUGCACAGGGCGGCAGUGCCCGUCACUCGCCCUCCCCGAAGGCUCGCAAAGGCUCCCGCCUGGGCUGGACGGUGUCGGUGUCAUGUCUCGCUGCUAAAUCAGGACUCGGGUUGGCCCUUCCCACCAACAUCAGGAUUCUUUCUCCCCGCACCAGGGCCCGUGCACUCACUCCCAGGCCACGUCCUCUCUCUCUCGCUGGCCGCGCGGAGGUCUGGGGGAGAGGGUGGCGGUUUGAUGUCCCUCAAGGGUGGGGUAGCCAGGGAAAAGGCCCGCCGUGUGCCUGGGAGUCGGGUACUGGCAGGAGCAGAUCUGAACGUCCCGGACCACGGCUCCCACUGAAGGAAGGACAGGCCAGGCCGGCAGGUGAGGGGGGCAGAGAGCUUUCAGCGUCGGCCCUUGGGGUCACCCCAGUCCCCCUCUCAAAGGAAGGGCGUGACGACACCCUAGAGAAAGUGGCCCUUUAAAAAAAAAAGCCCUUAUUUUUAUACACGCGUGAGUAAACGGCUAUUUUUUUUACAAAAAUAACUUCUGAAUUUAUCAGUGUUUGGAUGUUAAAGGAAAUACUCCUCUGUAGUAAAUUAUUGAUUGGAAAAUGACUUUUUUCAAAGCUGCUGUUUGCCCUGCUCUGUUUCUUACUCGGAUCUAUUUUUCUAUGCCAGGCGGUAGAUUCUCACUGCCUCCGAGGAGUAGGGGGUCCCCGCCCAGGCACCAGCACAGAGGUGGGAUGCUGCUAUGCCCCUUCCUGCCCCUCCAAAGCCAAUGGAUGUUGCAGCCAUGAGGCGGCUGGGCCUGGAGCACUUGGGGAAGGGGUGAGGAAGGAGGAGCCCCAGCCCCGCCCCCUCCUGCUGGCCUGUGCGGGGGAGGGAGGGGGUGCCAAGCUUGUCGCCCAGGCUCUGGUUUCCCUGCUUGUCCCGCUGCUGCCUGAGCAUCCUCAGGUGCCUGCCCCCGGCGGGGAGAGAAGGUGCUGGAAAGCGCGCUCGCUCCCUGCGUUACAUUUCCUCUCUCUUCCCUGCCCUGCAAACGCCACCAGUGGCCGUGGCAGGUCUUGACCUCCAGACACGUACCUAAAAGCCAUCCGCGUGUUUCUGCGCCCUGUGUGGGGGUGUGGGGUGUGGGUCGGGGAGACGAACGUGACUAUAACUUAAAAUGGAAGUAUACUUUUAUAAUUUUUCUUUUUAAAACUUUGUGAAAUUAUUCAGAUACAUAUUUUAGUGUCCAGAUGGAUUAGUAUAUAGCCACCAAAAAAAAAAAAGUAUUGUGUACGAUUUGGGGCAGUCACAAAAUUGUGUAUUUUAUGUUACAAUAAAGCCUCUAAAAGGACAAGA